UGGACAACCACGCACGUCAUUACUCUUGUGCAGUCCAGUUUCUCCCCUCACUGUCUCGGCCUGAGGCUGUUCUAUUCAUCAAUGACCACCGGGUAAUUCACAUGAGCGUAAUUAGUUUUUACCUGAUAAAAUGAACGUGCCCCAGGAGGAGUUGAUGAGUGACAUUUUGAGGCGUGUGAUUGGCGAAUCGGCUCUCCCGGUUUACAGCAACGUCGAGAAAUUCAAACGAGUCAACGACGGCUACGUAGUUGCUGAGGACUUACACGAAAGUGUGAGGAAAAGAGAACAGGUCAAUGCUAAGGAGCGGCUUCGGAUACGGAACCUUAACACCAUGUUCUCACGCUUGAAGCGAAUGGUACCUCUGAUGCGACCUGACCACAAGCCCAGCAAAGUAGACACUCUUAAAGCUGCAACAGAGUACAUUCGAUUAUUACUUGCAGUUUUGCAAGACACAGAAACGACUGAGAGCAGUGAGACCGAUUUCCUAAACAAUGCGAUCUCCUUUGGUCAAUCAGAAGGCUUUGACAGUGAUCUUUGGAGAGUGGAUGAUUUUCUGAAUAUGUCAGAGGACCAUGCUGAAGAUGGCUUCACCAUGCCCUCUGAAUCAGGAACAGAAGAUGGAGAUCAGACCAGGCUGGUCUUACAACAUUGUGCGCUGCCUGCAUACCAGCUCAUCAUUCAAGUAGCACCCGACCAAUCUUUGGUAACUCCGAUGCUAUGUGUGUGUUUGGCCUCCUGAAACAGAAUAAGUUGUAUGAAAAAGUAUUUGUGUGUGCUGUCAACAGUAGUUUGCAAAAGUGGGGCACCAAGCAAAUGGGUUACAUGACAGGAAUAUUCACAGGUCUUCAUCCAUUUGUGAAGUACAAACAAAUUCUAUAGGUAAUGGCAAAUAAUUAUAGUUUAUCGAUCAGACAACAGACUUGUUUCUGCCAUUUUUGUGAGAUGAUUUUGCUGUAAUCAUGUCACACAGAUGCUUUCAGAAUAAGAAUGCUCUACCUUGUAGAGUAAAAUAGUAGAAUGUACACUCACUUCGAUCUUUAGUGCACGCACAGCGGAAUAACUGAUCUUUGACCACCCAUAGUGUUGCAAGCCAGCUGCGACAUUUACAUUGACCAUACUGCAUAAUUUUGAUGUGUUUGCAUAUCUUUGGGGACAUGCAGAUGAAGUUUCGUCAAAUUUGCGAAACA
Molecule: messenger RNA, 1187 nt
Organism: Syngnathus acus (greater pipefish)
Lineage: Eukaryota; Metazoa; Chordata; Actinopteri; Syngnathiformes; Syngnathidae
Gene: figla
Product: folliculogenesis specific bHLH transcription factor
Exons: 4
Coding region: 131-739 (202 amino acids)
Biological process (GO): regulation of transcription by RNA polymerase II; developmental process
Molecular function (GO): protein dimerization activity; DNA-binding transcription factor activity, RNA polymerase II-specific; RNA polymerase II transcription regulatory region sequence-specific DNA binding
Source: RefSeq, a predicted model, not a curated record